Contarinia nasturtii (swede midge) is the source of this 3106-nucleotide messenger RNA. RefSeq names its product protein phosphatase PP2A 55 kDa regulatory subunit (gene tws). The transcript is spliced from 5 exons. Gene Ontology annotation, biological process: peptidyl-serine dephosphorylation. Gene Ontology annotation, cellular component: protein phosphatase type 2A complex; cytosol. The record is from RefSeq and is a predicted model, not a curated record. Lineage: Eukaryota; Metazoa; Arthropoda; Insecta; Diptera; Cecidomyiidae. The coding region runs from base 409 to 1917 and encodes 502 amino acids. Gene Ontology annotation, molecular function: protein binding; protein phosphatase regulator activity.
ACACAAAUUUUGUUAAAUGAAUAAUGGGACUUUUUUUCGGGCACAUCACGCAUCACGGUCAAGUGCUAAUAAACGUAAAAUAAACAAAAUUCAAAAAAUCAUCAUUGUAGACUCGAUUUUAACUGAGUAUUAAUAGGAUGGCAGAAUAUAAUUCAGCCAUUUAUUACUAAUUUAAUGCGUUGCAAUCGUGAAUCGAAAAUAAUGUAAAACAAUAACUUUCAUUGAUAUUUUAAAUGCACGAAUAAAUGUGAUGCUCAUUGAUAAACAAGUACAUUGCAAUUAUCGAUCAGUUGGAAAAGUAAAUCUCCCGCCAGUCGACAUACAUAGCGAAAGUUCAACAGUUUGUUGGAAUUGAAACGAGAAAAAAAAAUCCAAAAACAAAAGUGCCUUCAUUUGGUCGAAGUAAAAAUGAUAAUGGGCCGUUGGGGUAGACAGAGUCCGUUAAAUGAGUUAAAUGAGCCGUCUCCACCACCGUUGCCACCAAAAAAUGCAAUAAACAUUGUUCGCCAAUCAAGUUUCAAGCGGCUUGGUUCGAUUUUAAACUCAACUAAAAAUGGAAUCACCAAAAAAUCGUCAAGCCACGGCGAAACAUCUUGGUGCUUCUCACAAAUUAAAGGGGCUUUAGAUGAUGAUGUUACAGACGCCGAUAUAAUAUCGUGUGUCGAGUUCAAUCAUGAUGGUGAGCUCUUAGCUACAGGUGAUAAAGGCGGACGCGUUGUUAUAUUUCAGAGAGAUCCUGCCUCCAAAACAGCCGUACCGAAACGUGGCGAGUACAAUGUCUAUUCAACAUUUCAAUCACAUGAGCCCGAAUUCGAUUACCUAAAAUCAUUGGAAAUCGAAGAGAAAAUCAACAAGAUUCGAUGGUUAAAGCGAAAAAAUCAAGCGCAUUUUCUACUGUCAACAAAUGACAAAACAAUCAAAUUGUGGAAGGUGUCCGAACGUGAUAAGCGUGUCGAAGGUUAUAAUACAAAAGAAGAGAUUGGCUCGAUACGUGAUCCAAUUUCGAUCACAUCGAAAGAUCAACUUCGUAUACCAACAACAAAACCAAUGGAUCUAUUGGUGGAAGCAUCACCGCGACGAAUAUUUGCAAAUGCGCACACAUACCACAUAAAUUCAAUAUCGGUGAAUUCGGACCAAGAGACCUAUCUGUCGGCCGACGAUUUACGCAUUAAUUUAUGGCAUUUAGAAAUAACCGAUCAAUGCUUCAAUAUUGUUGACAUUAAGCCAACGAAUAUGGAGGAGCUCACCGAAGUCAUAACAGCAGCUGAAUUUCAUCCAAAUGAAUGUAAUUUAUUUGUGUAUUCCAGUAGCAAGGGAACGAUAAGAUUGUGCGACAUGCGCUCGUCGGCACUAUGUGAUCGGCACGCAAAACAAUUCGAAGAGCCCGAUAAUCCAACCAAUAGAAGCUUUUUCAGUGAAAUUAUAAGUUCGAUUAGUGAUGUAAAACUAAGUAAUUCGGGUCGUUAUCUAAUUUCAAGGGAUUAUUUGAGCAUCAAAGUGUGGGAUCUGCACAUGGAAUCGAAACCAAUCGAAACAUACCCGGUUCACGAAUACUUACGAUCGAAGCUGUGUUCGCUGUACGAAAACGAUUGUAUAUUCGAUAAAUUUGAAUGUUGUUGGAACGGUGAUGACACACAAAUUAUGACUGGUAGCUACAAUAACUUUUUCCGUGUGUUUGAUCGUAAUCGUCGCACCCAAAAUGAAAUCACUCUGGAAGCAUCACGGGACAUAAUCAAGCCGAAAACUGUAUUGAAGCCGCGAAAAGUGUGCACCGGUGGCAAACGAAAAAAAGAUGAAAUUAGUGUUGAUUGUCUGGAUUUCAAUAAAAAAAUACUUCACACAGCCUGGCAUCCACAAGAGAACGUUAUUGCUGUUGCAGCGACCAACAACUUAUUCAUAUUUCAAGAUAAAGUUUAGCCAAACUUUUUCUUCAACGCUAUAAUUACGUUCAUCCUUAAUUUUACUUGCUAGUGAGAGAGAAAUAGAAAGUGAGAGAGAAAAAGAGAGAGAGAGAGAAAAAAUCAUUUUAUUUUUGUUCUUCAUUCUUUUUUUUUUCUUUGGAGUUUCUGAAUUUGAAGCCGAAAGACCAGUAAAUUUGGUUUUGGAACAACAAACACAAUUAAUUCAACAAUUUUUUUUCCGGAACUUAUGAAUAUAUCUAUUUUUUUAAUUCAGUAACAGAAAAAAAAACAAAAUUGUCUCAUUCGAACAAAAAAACAAUACGGAAAAAAGGCAUACAAUCGAAAUCAGAAGUAAAACAAAUACAAAAAAAUGAUAUAUACACUACAAUCAAAUAUGUUAAAUAAUAAGUAAACAAUUCAAAACUUUUUAACUUUUUUUUCUGUUUCAAAUGAAAGAAAGAAAAAAAAACAUAAAAAAAUAAAAAAAAUAAACGUUUUAUUUAAAUAGCGUUCCUUUUAAUCGAUCGAAAGACAAACAAAACUAUAUUACAAAGAAAACCAUUUUGAACUUGAUAUAAGACAAUUUUUUUUUAUUUGAGAAAAAAAGAAACGAUGAUUGAGCCAAUUUGAAAAUUCACAAAAUCGAUGAAUAAAUAAAAUCCGUAUGAAUGACAAAAGAGAUUGGAGAGAAAAGAUAUUCAUGAGAAAAUGUUCUUUAUGAAAUUCGACACACAAACUCAAUUGACGUCAUAUGCGAGAAAGAAAUAAAAGACAACUGAACGAAUAAAAUUGCGAGACUUCGCACCAGCAACAUUGUUAUAUCGAAAACUGAUUAAACUUUUAUAAAAAAAAUAUAUGUAUGCAACAGCUGCCAUUUUUUUUUCUUUCCAUCAUCAUACAACAGAAAAAAGAGAGCAGAGAGAAAUAAAAUUAAAAAAAAAUAAAAUAAUAAAAGUGAAAUGAAACGAGUUGUAACGAAAAACGUGAUCCGAUUUUCGCCGAUUCAAUUGCGCCUUACAUAUAUCAUUUUAUAAUAUGUGUGCAAGCACAACACAAAUUAUGUGAGAAAUGAACACAUCGGAAUUAACAAUGAAAUGUUGAUAAAUUACGAAGAAAGAAACAAACAAACAAAAAACAGAAAAUAAAUUCUAUUUUUUACAGUUACUUAAUAAAAUACUUAAUUUAAAAUUGAAGAAAAAAACAUA